AAGAAAGCAUACCCCCCCCCCUGCCGACCCUCCCUGCUCCCCCACACUUUUUAUAUAUUUUUUUUUUCUCCCCCUUUGCUGGUGGUUCGGACAUUUAAUGUAUUGAAUGAACUGGAAUUGCUUUCCGUGUGAGGAGGAUGGUUGCUGUUACUCUGUGAUGAGAUCGGGAAUGAAUUGCUCGGUUUAAAAAUGCUGCUUUGGAUUCUGUUGCUGGAGACGUCUCUUUGUUUUGCUGCUGGAAACGUUACAGGGGACGUUUGCAAAGAGAAGAUCUGUGCCUGCAACGAGAUAGAAGGGGAUUUGCACGUAGACUGUGAGAAAAAGGGAUUUACCAGCCUGCAACAUUUCACUGCCCCAACUUCCCAAUUUUACCAUUUAUUCCUGCAUGGCAAUUCCCUGACUCGACUUUUCCCUAAUGAGUUUGCUAACUUUUAUAAUGCGGUCAGUUUGCACAUGGAAAACAACGGUUUGCAUGAGAUUGUUCCUGGGGCUUUCCUUGGGCUGCAGCUGGUGAAACGUUUGCAUAUAAACAACAACAAGAUCAAAUCGUUCAGGAAGCAGACUUUCCUGGGGCUGGACGAUCUGGAAUACCUCCAGGCAGAUUUUAAUCUGUUGCGGGAUAUUGACCCAGGAGCAUUUAGGGACUUAAACAAGCUAGAGGUGCUGAUUUUAAACGACAAUCUCAUCAGCACCUUGCCCCCCAAUGUGUUUCAGUAUGUGCCGAUCACCCACCUCGACCUCCGGGGAAACCGUCUUAAAACCUUGCCUUAUGAGGAGGUCCUGGAGCAGAUCCCAGGCAUUGCUGAAAUCCUGCUAGAGGAUAACCCCUGGGACUGCACUUGCGAUCUGCUGUCGUUGAAAGAAUGGCUGGAAAACAUACCUAAAAAUGCUUUGAUCGGCAGAGUGAUUUGUGAAGCUCCCACUAGGUUGCAGGGCAAAGAUUUAAAUGAGACUACAGAGCAGGAGCUGUGUAAAAAGAACAGAAUAGAUUCCAGCCUAGCUGCUCCCCCUGCCGAAGAAGAAACCUGUGAUCCUGGUCCCAUUCCAACCCCCUUUAAAAUACAUGGCAAAGAAGACCCUGCCACGCCAGGAUCUACUCCAAACGGAGGUACAAAGAUUCCUGUCAACUGGCAAAUCAAGACCAAACCCACUGCUGCUGUGUCGACGGUGAGUGCAAAGAGCAAGGUACCGGCUACCUUUUCCUGCCCGCACAUCUGCAGCUGUGAUCAGAUCCCUGGCUCAGGUUUAAAGGUUAAUUGCAAUGAUAGAAAUGUGAGCAGCUUGGUGGAUUUGAAGCCCAAGCCGUCCAAUGUGCAGGAGCUGUUUCUGAGAGACAACAAAAUACACACUAUCAGGAAAUCCCACUUUCUGGAUUACCGAAAGCUUAAUUUACUCGAUCUGGGCAACAACAACAUUGCCACUGUUGAGAACAACACCUUCAAGAACCUCUUUGAUCUCCGAUGGCUCUACAUGGAUAGCAACUACUUAGACACCCUGUCCCGGGAGAAAUUUGCUGGGCUGCAAAACCUGGAGUAUCUGAACGUGGAGUUUAAUGGGAUACAGAUGAUCAUGCCUGGCACCUUCAAUGCAAUGCCCAAACUGAGAGUCCUCAUCCUCAACAACAAUCUGCUGAGGUCUCUCCCAGUAGAUGUGUUUGCCGGGGUGUCGCUUUCCAAGCUCAGCAUACACAACAACUAUUUCAUGUACCUCCCGGUGGCAGGGGUGCUGGACCAGCUCACCUCCAUCACCCAGAUCGACCUGCACGGCAACCCAUGGGACUGUACUUGCCCUAUCGUGCCUUUCAAACAGUGGGCAGAGAUGCUGCGCCCCAAGGUGAUUAUGAGUGACCUGCGGUGUGAGUCCCCUGAAGAUUUCUUCAAGGAGGAUUUUGAGUCUCUCUCCAAUGAUGUGAUUUGCCCUCAGUUAAAAAUCUCGCCCACAUUAACUUCUACUAACAAAAACAGCACCGGGUUGACGGAGACAGGUACUCACUCCAACUCCUACUUGGAGACCAGCCGGGUCUCUAUUUCGGUGCUAGUGCCAGGGCUUCUGCUGGUUUUUGUGACCUCUGCCUUCACAGUGGUUGGCAUGCUGGUUUUCAUCCUGAGGAACAGAAAGCGGUCCAAGAGGAGGGACGCAAACUCCUCUGCAUCUGAAAUCAACUCCUUGCAGACAGUCUGUGACUCGUCCUACUGGCACAACGGGCCCUACAGCGCCGAUGGGGCCCACAGGGUGUACGACUGCGGCUCCCACUCCCUGUCGGACUGAGGCGGCGGGCGGGGCGGGGGCAGUCGCCACCCGUGACUGGCCCUUUAAGCACCGGCCGGGCACAGCUCUGCACCUCCGCUGCGACCUUUUGUGAGAAGCGAAACACACAGACACACGCACGCCCUUCCUCACGACCCCCCUAGCAAGCGCCGAGGCCCAACGGGCGGCGAGGGAGCCCGGCGCCGGAGCGCAUCGC
Hirundo rustica (Barn swallow) is the source of this 2464-nucleotide messenger RNA. It is a transcript of the gene SLITRK1, whose product is annotated as SLIT and NTRK like family member 1. The record is from RefSeq and is a predicted model, not a curated record. Gene Ontology annotation, molecular function: protein binding. Gene Ontology annotation, biological process: positive regulation of synapse assembly; axonogenesis; regulation of presynapse assembly. Lineage: Eukaryota; Metazoa; Chordata; Aves; Passeriformes; Hirundinidae. Gene Ontology annotation, cellular component: glutamatergic synapse; GABA-ergic synapse; postsynaptic density membrane. The coding region runs from base 190 to 2268 and encodes 692 amino acids. The transcript has a single exon.